CACGAAAAACACGUCGUCCGCACCAAUCAGGCAUGUUUGUUUUCAUAUGAAACCAAAAGUCACCGUAAUUUCUAGAACCGCACAUUUACAAUCCCCCCUUUUCUUCCUAACAUCAGUCCACUGCGCACCUGAACAAGAUCAGCUGCUUAAUUUUUCUGUGCAAAUGAUACAGCAGUCAUAUUAUCAGUAGCUGUACCAGAAAGGAUGUCAAGUGGCAGAAAUACCCAUUUCUGUUACCAAUGCAGCCAGCCAGUUCGGCUUCGAGGUCAUAAUUUGACUUGUCCAUAUUGCGAUGGAGGCUUUGUACAAGAGCUUGACGAGUUGGUUGGUGCUCAACGGCAGGAUUUUUUUGGAUCUCAUUCCAGAGAUAUGUCUGAUUUUGGAAUGAUGGAACCUUUCCAUGAUCCAAGAUUUGGGAUCAUGGAUGCAUUCGCGGCACUUAUGAGGCAGAGAAUGGCUGGGAGAAACCCAAACUUCGACAUUAGGACACGAUCAGGUGCUACUUCUGAAAACGGCAUGGCCUUGGGUUCUGGACCUUCUGGUCCAUUGUUGAUAUUUCACGGGCAAUCACCAGCCAGCAUGUCUGAUAAUAAUGCAUUUGAGUUCUUUCUCAAUGGAACCCCUGGAAUGGGGCAGCGUCGAGCUAAUUUUGGUGAUGUUUUUAUGGGGCCUGGACUGCAGGAAUUGAUUGAGCAGCUUACCAUGAAUGAUAGGCAGGGGGCACCUCCGGCACCUCGUUCUGCAAUUGAUGCUAUGCCCACUAUUAAAAUUACUCAGAGGCAUCUUAGUACUGAUUCUCACUGCCCAGUUUGUAAAGAUAAAUUUGAGUUGGGUACUGAAGCUAGGCAGAUGCCAUGCGAUCAUAUUUACCAUUCUGAUUGCAUUACUCCUUGGUUGGUUCAACACAAUUCCUGUCCUGUUUGCCGUCUUGAGCUGCCUUCACAGGGUUCUGGAAGUUCUCGUCCCAACUGGAAUUCGAGAACUGGGAACGCAAGUGGCAGCGGUGGUGCCCACAGCAAUGGAAGGGUCAACGUGCAGCAUCAGGGGAGAAGGAAUCCAUUCUCGUUCUUGUGGCCAUUCUGAUUGUCAAAUCAAAGCACUCGCCAUUAUGCUGAAACAGGAGGAAUUAGUUCAACAGCAUUUAACAAAUAUAAUCGUGAGGGUACACUAUCCUGGAUGGCAUUUUGAUUAUUAAGGUUGAGUUUGCAGCAAACUUUUUCUCUUUGUUUCGCUUUUUCUUGUCUGUUUCUUAUAGCGUGCCUCUGUAAUCUUCUUGUGAUUUAGCAAAUAUUUUGGCGGUGUAGAUAUGUUUCAUAAAAUUGUCUUAAAGAUUUAGUAAGUUGAACAAGGGUGGCCGAAUACUUAAAUUUUCCAUCAUGUAAAAAUGCCUUUGGUUUUAGCUGCUCAUUGUUGCCUUGGUAUGUUGAUAUAUAUCGAAGAUUGGGUAAAAGUCGCCUGUGGUUAUUGAA
Molecule: messenger RNA, 1469 nt
Organism: Olea europaea var. sylvestris
Lineage: Eukaryota; Viridiplantae; Streptophyta; Magnoliopsida; Lamiales; Oleaceae
Product: probable E3 ubiquitin-protein ligase RHC1A
Exons: 2
Coding region: 205-1083 (292 amino acids)
Biological process (GO): protein ubiquitination
Cellular component (GO): cytoplasm
Molecular function (GO): ubiquitin protein ligase activity
Source: RefSeq, a predicted model, not a curated record